AUGGUGGCACUGAGAAAACUCUUCCAAGCCGAUCGCAAAUUACAUCGCCGGUCCAACGGUUCGGAAGUCGACAGCACAAGCAAGCGACAACCGUACGUGGAUGACGUUCGACACGCAGUCCACUCAAAGCGUGCAGAUUUUGGGCUUGAAGAUGGUUCAUCUCCAGCUUAUCCGUCAACUGAUUGGAGAGCUACCCAUGGUGAUGACCUGACACAUCAAUUUGACCAGAUUGAAAGUCAUUUUGCAGAUCUCAAUUAUGAUAGGGAGCAAAGUGCCCAGGACCGUCCGACACAUCAAACCUUGCUCAAGCCAAGUAGCCACCGCGGUUCCGAUUCCAACGCUCGGCAUGUUGACCUCAUGGCGGCUGUUGCAACGAGUGAGCCCCCGAUGAUCUGCAGUGCCUCAGACGCCUUGUCGUCCGCCAAUGUGUAUAAUGAAGAUGUUGCGGAGCGCAACAUGACGCGGUUCCUUCGCAUCCAAUAUCGCAGUGGACUCUCACGCUCGCGACUUUUUUCUGCGCUGUACCAAGAAGACGUCGCGGAUAGAAACAUUGCAAAGUACAGCAAAGGAACUUCCUCGCUGACGUUAUCAAGUCAAUCUUCUACUCCGACGCCCGGAAAAGUGCGCAAUCACAGCGCAGACCCGCGUAGGAAAGGGCCUAUGGGCAAGGUCAAUUGGACCUCGGAUGGUGAUCUGCGAGCUAAUGUGGCCUCAUUGCCAACAAGGGACACUGAAUCAGGCUGCUCCCCGGUCAGCACUGCCCUUCGUCAGUGGAAUUCGGUGCCAAGUCUCUCGGUGGACGACGUGAAGGCAGAGGCAGCUAGUACUAAUCCUCCGAUUCAACUGCUGGGUGUUCCACCGGCGCAUAAACAAGGACCGCGGUGGAGUCAUGCACCUUUGCCGGAUAGCCCUACGCUUCCAAUCACAGUGAUACCAACGUCUGAGACACCUGGGCCAGGCGUUGAACACUCAUCUGCGCCGCGACCGGCCAAUAUCGCAGCCCCAAGCCCAUCCGCGACUCCCAGGAUGUUGUCGCCUUCUUCGCGGGGGCUGACCUCUUCCCGACGGAACGUCAGGGAUUUAUCGAUUGACACAGGACUCGCAGCCCAGAGUCGGACGGAUAUCGCACAUCGCGCAAUUCAACCCCCUACACCCUCGUCAUUUGAGACCCAUUUGACACCGAGCAUCGCGGAGAUCAUGCACAGCCCUCUGCCUCAGCUUACUCCCCGAGAACCAUCCCCUAAUUCCAAGGUCCUCGAGAUGAUGGAUCUUUUUAAUCGAAUGUACUUUUCGACUCAGCCCGUGACCAACCAUCCCGCAUUUGAGACCUUGCAGGACGCCAUUGUUCGCGAGAUAAACUCCCACGACGCGUUUAAGAGAGUGUCUGUCCCUGACAUGGGGCCCCCUUUUACUCCAAGCCCUGCUCAGGACAUGUUUGAUAACCAGCCUUGUCCUCCGGAGCCAGGGCUGAGUCGCAGCCUCUCAGCAAGAUCUUUGUCCAAGAUCAUGAGAGGAAGUUCCUUUAGCAAGCGGAGUCGAUAUGCUGAAAAUCGAACAAGCACAUCGACGAGCGUCUCACACAAACCUCGCGAGAGUCUGCUCCGCAAACUAUCAACAGCUUCAUCUCGCCGAAGACACACGGACGCCCCGGCUCCCUCGCCGGGACUUCUAGGUGACAAUUCAUUAGUGCAAGGCAUCGCGUCUGUCCCGCCACCAAGCCAUAUAGAAGGAGUCAGCGAUACCUCUAAUGACGCACUCUCCUCUUCGACACCAGCCCGCUCUUGGUCUCUAAGAAAGCAUUCAAACCGCGACUCAACCUCCACUACCCCGAGUGUAGGUCAAUUCCUCCCGGAGCGGGCCAUCACUCCAGGAAGCAUAGGAUCCAUUCAUUAUUUGCAAGCCAAGUCUACCUGCCCACGAGAUUACCAGGAUCGCGACACACACGAAGAUAGCGAUGAUGAUAUCAUACACCUUCCGAGCGUCGCUCUUCCGCCUCGUCGCGUACGGGUCGACGCCGUUGAUGAGAACAACGUCCGAUACAUGAUCGAUCCUUCAGUGUCAGCCGAUGCGCACAGGCUGAUCAACUGGCCCAGACGCUCAAAUCGUGGCACGCCUUCAUUUUGUGCCGCCACUAACCCCUUGGAUCUCGACACCUCCACGAUUCAGACAUUUUAG
Penicillium diatomitis is the source of this 2175-nucleotide messenger RNA. RefSeq lists its product as uncharacterized. The record is from RefSeq and is a predicted model, not a curated record. Bases 1 to 2175 code for a protein of 724 amino acids. NCBI's taxonomy places the organism in Eukaryota, Fungi, Ascomycota, Eurotiomycetes, Eurotiales, Aspergillaceae. The transcript has a single exon.